Messenger RNA from Verticillium alfalfae VaMs.102, 921 nucleotides. RefSeq lists its product as hypothetical. The record is from RefSeq and is a predicted model, not a curated record. NCBI's taxonomy places the organism in Eukaryota, Fungi, Ascomycota, Sordariomycetes, Glomerellales, Plectosphaerellaceae. The transcript has 2 exons. Bases 1 to 921 code for a protein of 306 amino acids.
AUGGCGACCGGAUACUCGCCUGCAAGCACAGGGGUCGAUGGCACCUCAACGGCCUACAGCUACCCGUCUCAGUAUAGCGACGGCCAGCAUCAGCAGCACCAGCAGCAGUACAACUCUGGUCUCAUGGCGACCUCUGACUAUCAACAAAGCGGCCUCAUGGCAACAACAGACUAUCCUGAUGCCACAGCAGCCGCAAAGGCUGAAGCCAUCCAGGAUCAUCACCAGCAACAUCAGUCUCACGCGGGCUAUCCUCAGCAUAGCCACUCGCCUCCACUAGCCACGCCUACCAGCAGUGAAGGCCGCAUUUGCGGCCUCAGGAAAACGACCUUUUGGUUGAUUGUGCUGUCUGCCGUUCUGGCCGCCGGACUUAUCGGUGCAGCGGUGGCGGCAGGCAUCCUGGCCUCGCAGAACAGCAACGGUAACGGGAGCGCAGGCUCUGGAGCGGCCACGACUGCAUCAGGACCAGCAACGACCACAACUGCCGCGGUCUCGGCUUCGGCCUCAGAAUCGGCCGCAACAACCAGAAGCGCAACCUCGACGGCGUCUGCGACUGAUUUCACGGCCAUUCCGAUCCCGACGCAAGCGUCAUCCGGUCUUGGCGUCACGGAUCCCGGCUGCCCUGGUGUCAACGGCACCGAGUACACGGUCCCCGGCACGGAUCUCGUCUUCGAGCGCCUCUGCGGCGUCAACUUUGCUGGCAACGAUAUCGGCCAUAUACCGAUGACACGUAUGGAGGAUUGCCUCAUGCUGUGCGCCUCGCAGUACAUCAGCCCUCAGGGUGCGGCUGGCAGCUGCCUCGGCGUCGUAUGGGGGUACGGUGGCCGUCAGGGCACCAACGCUGCGUACUGCUGGUUGAAGUUCAGCAAGACGAUUCGGGAGGAUGUGGCAGACACGGAGACAGCGUGGCUCAUCCCGAAGUAG